CCACCGAGUGGAAUAUACUUGUUAGAAAAAGUGUGUGAAAAAAAAAUGCCGCGGAAAGCUUGAGAGCGACGCGUGCGAGCUUAAGUGAAGUUUCGGUCGCAGAGUGAAUCCUCGUGGCUUCACUAUGCAUUCUAGAUGAAAAUAACUCAAAUGACGGGGUUGAAACGAUGCGUACAUUAACCCAAGUGACAAGGCUUGUUCGCUGAUCUUCGGACAUUGCGGAGAACCGUAAUCGUCGAGCGGCGAACAACGACGCUAUGGCGUCCAUCGGACGUGUGUAUGUGUGUGUCAUUAUUUUUAAUCCGCAAUUAACAGCUAAUUAAGCAGUCGUAACUGCGGAUCACAAGUAGAAUUCGAUGCGUGUGAGAUUCGUGUUGACGCCGGUUGUUAAACGACGCGACUUCCUAGUAUUAAUCGUCCGAACCCGAUCGGUUCAACCAAAAACAAACAUUCUGGGCUGCUUUCAUUUUCCCUGUUUGACAGCUCCUAAUCCAAAUUACGUGGAACAUUAUGAAUAUCUUAUUUCGAUUUCCUCGGUUACGUUGUCACAGACUAAAUUGUGCUUCCGCUAUGAUCUUCUCAUUAAAGAGUAUCGUCCAAAUCGUUGCUGUUAGAGUUUAUACGUAAGCUCGAGAAUGUGACUAAACUGAUUUUUUCAACAAGUGUGUUUAAUUCUAAGUGUUUAUAAUACAAUGUAUGGUUUAUAUACCGUUUUGAAACAUUUUGUUUUUAAGAGUUUGCAUAAAAGAAAAUAAAAUUAUGGAUAAAUAAUGUAAGUGAUAUGACAACUUAUUUGGUAGUGUGAUGCAGGAAAGAAAGUGACAAGACAUUCCAUGAUUUCACAUAAAAUUUUAAUAAAAUAUAUUGUGACUUAAUGGACUUUACACAUCAUGUCAAAUAGUUUGGACAGUUUUUUAACACGUAUUGGGGAUGUCACUAUAGAACGCGUGACUCCUCGCCCAGGCCCUAAGCCUAAUGAAACAAUAAUGUCGAAUGAAACUGCAACAAACACAAACAUGAAUAAUGUAGAGCCUCAAACAGGAAAUGAUGAAAGUUCAGAGGAAUCUAGCGGUGAAACAUCUGAUGGAGAACAUGACAAGAAAAAUGAUACAUUGCAGUCAGAAGAAAUAGAAGAAAUACGUUCAGAAGGAUCAGGGGACGACAUGGAUUUAGAUGAGACAAUUGAUUCACAAAUUGGUGUACGAGCAGAAUCAGAAAGACAACAUCAUUCUCAAGCUGAAGAGGAUGAUGAAGAACCAGUUAAUAUAUUGGAUACUUUGCCAUUAGAAGGAGCCCCAAUAGAGGGUCAGGAAGUGUCUGAAGCAGACUUACUUGGAAAACCAAUUUCAAAAGAUACAGAUGAUGAAGGAAGCAUAGGACAUGAAAAUGACAAACACGAAGGUCAUGCCAUGGAGGAGGAAGGGACAGAGAGUAAUAAGAGGCAUGCUGAUUCAGAGCAUUCUGAUACAGCUAAGAAGAAGCAGAAAAAAGAUGAUGGAACUGAAGGAUCUGCGUCAGAAUGUGAAACAAAAGCAGAAAAGAAAUUAGCAAACAUGAGAAGAAAUAUUCGAGAAGUUAUGGAUGAAACUCAACUUGAUGAAGCUACUUUGUCAGCUCAGCGGCAAGAGAUGGAACGUCUUCGAAGGGUACAAGAACAACAAAGACUAAUUCGUGAAGUUCAACGACAAAUGGCAAUAACUAGACAAACUAUGAAAGCAAAAACAAGAGUAAUUAGUCUUUUACAAGGAAAACAAAAUCAAGCAGGUACUACUAUUUCACAAUCAUCUCCAUCUGGACCAGUUCGUUUGCCAAACACGGUGCUUCUUAAAGUAAAUUCUGGACCUGGCACUGGAUCUCAGACUACUUCUGGUAUACAAACAAAUCAAAUACAAAGAAGAUCGGUAGAAGGCUCCCGAUGGCAAAAAGGUAGAGGUAUUUAUCAAGGAGCACAAACAUCAAUUUCGCGAAUUGCAAAUCGACCUAGUGGUCCCAAUAUGUUACAACAAAGAAUUCGAAUGAUGACUCCUUCUGUUAGCAUAUCUCCCGUAGUUCCUAAAAAGGAACCUAUGGAUAGAUCUGAAUAUUACUCAGAUUCUGAAAUCUCAGAUAUAGAAGCUGAAGAAACUUUACGUGAGAAACAAAUACAUGCUGCUAAAAAGAUAUCAACUGGGCCAAAGUCUCAAAAAACAGCUAAAGGCAAAGAUGUGGUUACGAUAUCUAGCUCUAGUGAAAGUUCAGAUGAUGAUUGUAUAGUUUUAAGUGACCCAAGUGGUGAAGAAGAAACAGACAACGAAGAUGAUCCAUCCAAUUCUGGCAUGCAUACUAAUGAUAGAUAUAACAUUCCAGAUGAACAUGGUAGAGUGUUAAUAAAUGUCGGUCAUCCUGAAACAGAACCUAAUGUAUUUUUAGCUCCACAAGUAGCUCGUAUUAUUAAACCUCAUCAGAUUGGUGGUAUUCGUUUUCUUUAUGAUAAUAUUGUUGAAAGUAUUGAAAGAUUCAAAACUAGUUCUGGUUUUGGUUGUAUCCUUGCUCACAGUAUGGGUUUAGGAAAAACACUUCAAGUUGCUAGUUUUUGCGACAUUUUUUUUCGUUGUACUACUUCUAAAACAGUCCUCUGUAUUAUGCCCAUUAAUACAUUGCAAAAUUGGUUAGCGGAAUUUAAUAUGUGGUUACCAUAUGAGGAUCCUAAUGCUCCGGAAAAGCAUGGUAAAAGUUCUGGUAUUAAAUCAGAAUCUGUUAUUGAGCUUAAACAAGAAGUUAAGGAUGAAAGUGGGAAUCAGAGUGAUAUGUCAAAUAUGUCAAGUAUGUCAAAUAUUUCAAGGCCUAUUAGCACAGAAUCAGCUCAUCGUUUUGGACAAGAAAAUACGUCCCAACCUAUGAAUAUUAUGCCAGAAAAUCCGUAUAUUCAUCCAGGAUAUGAAACUCACAAUAUGAUGUCUGGUUAUGUACAAGAUAAUAUGUUGAAUAAAAAUAUAUCAAAUUCGCAAGUACACAUAAAUGAAAAUUAUCACGGAGAUAUUUCACAAAAUGCAUUGUAUAAUACAAAUCCUAAUCCAAUGUCUACCUUUGAGUCAAUAAAAUCGGAAGUAAAUUGUCAUGGCAUGCAACAAAGGUCAAACAUGUCAGAUACAAAAUUUGGCAUGGAAAAUCAGAAUUCUAAUAAUAUAUAUCCUGGUUUAGAGAAUCGGUCACAAGCUCCCAUAUAUCCAGGUAUUGAAACUCGAAAUCCUAGCACUUUGUAUCAUGGUGUAGAAAGUCAUCACACUGGGUCCAUAUAUCCUAAUUUUGACAAUUCUGCUAAUACUUUUUCUAAUUAUACAAACCGAUCAACUCAAGAAUCAGAUCAAGAAUCAAGAAAGGAUUGUUUUAAAAAUACUUUAUCUUCUAUGAAUGCAGAAGUUAAUGUAAAGAAGGAGCCAGAAGAAAUAGUUAAAAAGGAGGAAAGUACUUGUACAACAAAAGAAGAAAUAUCGAAUGAAGAGAAAAAGGAAAUUGAGAAAGUUAAAACUCCAUUUAGUGUAGAUUCGCCUAUUGGUAUGGAAAUGAGACCGCGGCAUUUUCGUUUACAUAUUUUAAAUGAUUCUCAUAAAACUAUGACAGCAAGAGCCAAGGUAAUUCAAGAUUGGCAAGUAGGAGGUGGUGUUUUGUUGAUUGGAUAUGAACUAUACAGACAAUUGUCUUUAAAAAAGCCAAACAAAGCAAAAAGGAAACGUGGACAACCUUUCAAAGAUACUGUUGAUGUCGAGGAAGAAGACAAGAAUAAAGGAUUAUUAGAUGAAAUGCAUACAGCUUUAGUUAAUCCAGGGCCUGAUUUAGUCAUAUGUGAUGAGGGUCAUAGAAUAAAAAAUUCCCAUGCUAGCAUUAGUAUGGCUUUGAAACAAAUGCGCACAAAACGUAGAAUUGUAUUAACUGGUUAUCCAUUACAAAAUAAUCUUUUGGAAUAUUGGUGUAUGGUUGAUUUUGUAAGACCUAAUUAUUUGGGAACUAAAAGUGAAUUUUGUAAUAUGUUUGAAAGACCAAUUCAGAAUGGACAAUGUAUUGAUUCAACACCACAAGACAUACGUUUAAUGAGAUACCGUGCACAUGUGUUACAUGCUUUGUUAGAAGGUUUUGUACAAAGAAGAUCUCAUUCUGUAUUGCAAGUUUCCUUACCACGUAAAGAAGAAUAUAUUCUUCUCGUUCGGAUGACAUCACAUCAACGUAAACUAUAUGAUACCUUUAUGAAUCAAGUAGUUAAAACACGUGCUGUACCUAAUCCAUUGAAAGCUUUUGCAGUUUGCUGUAAAAUUUGGAACCAUCCUGAUAUCCUAUAUCACUUUCUACGUAAACGACAGGCUAAUGAAGAAGAUGAUUUAGAUUUAGAGGAAACAAUUGGUGAAAAAUCUACUCCAGGAGGUAAACGUUCUAAAGCACGCCAACCAAAAGGGGAAUCCAAGAAAGGAAAGAAAACAAAUACAACUAUAAAAAAUAAACCAGCAGCUAGUGUUCAACCUAAUUCUUCUUCAUCAUCUAAUACUGAUAAUGUAGAAAAUGAUAAUUCACAUACUACUCCAAAACAAAACAAUUAUUCUAAUUAUCCUCCUAUGCCAAUAAAUAAUUCAGGGUAUUCAAAUUCUAUAUCUCAAAAUUCUUAUCCUCAUGGUUAUCAGAAUUAUAGAUCAAAUGAUCAAAACACAUAUUAUAGAAAUGAAAAUAGCCAUGGAGAAUACAAUGAAUUUUACAAUAAUCAAGGAUCACAAAGAUAUGGAAAUCAAUCAUUUCAAACAUAUUCACAAACUCCAGGAUAUAAUGCACCACAAAAUUAUCCUAAUCAAUCACAAAAUUAUAUACCAAACAGUGAACAGUCUACAAAUAAUCAUUCUCAAAGGUAUUCAACUGCUACUUCCAAUUCAGAAUUUCGUUCAGACCAAAAUCAAGGGAAUAAUUAUGAAGUAUCUGGGAUGUUUCCACGUCAAUCUUAUCCUUAUCAAGAUCAUGGACGUAAUUAUGGAUCAAAUAUAAAUCAAGGAUCUACUAAUAAUUAUUCUCAAGUUCCAAAUCAGUCUUCUUUUCAAUCGCAAAUGCCAAACCAAUCUGCAAAUAUGCCAUUACCUGAUUAUUCUUCAUAUACACCAAAUCAGACUCAAAAUUAUAAUCCUGCAGCAGGGCAAACAAAUACCAUAUAUUCACGAAAUGAAGGUCAACCAUUACAAAAUUCUACAUUAGGAUAUGACACAAAUCAACAAAGUCAAAAUUCAUCAUCUCAAACACCAACUGCUGCAUAUCUUGCAAAUCAACAAGGACAGAGUACAACAUCUGGUCAAAAUCGUGGCUUUUCACCCAAUCAACAAACUCAAAAUCUUCCUUUGCAAAGUUCUUCUCAUACUUAUGGUGGCUCACAGUCACAAAAUAUUCCAAUAUCAAAUCAAUCCCAUAAUUAUCCUACUCAAGUAAAUCCAAACCCUUCACCACAAACAUCACUCAAUUUUAGUCAACAAUCUCCAAACACUAUGCCACAGAAUCAACCUCAUCCAUAUAUGACAAAUUCAUCAAAUCAAACGUCAAUUCCACAAAAUCAAAUGCGUGGAUAUUCUACAGCAGCUCAAAAUCAGAUGAAUGUACCACAAAAUUCAUCUUCAUAUCCCACUGGCCAAUCAGCUUCAAAUCCUACUCAAACACAUGGAUAUGCUCAAGAUCAGCAGGGGUCAGUUUCUAAUGCACAAGGUACUAUGCAUGGAUAUUCACAUCUUGUGUCUCCAUCAACACCACAAAAUCAAUCUUAUCCACCUAAUAUGCAAAGCCAAACGGGAACUUCAUCAAAUGCAAAUCAUGCCUAUGGGUCUAAUCAUCAAGGUUCAACAUCAAUACCAUCAACUCCAACUCAUAGGUACAGUUCUUCUCAACAAGGACAGAUAUCACAAUCUCAGAAUCAAGCUCUUCCAUAUUCUCAAAAUCAGCAAACACCGAGUUCUAUAAAUCAAAGUGAUCAAUUGUAUUCCAGACCAGAUAAUCAACAACAAACUCAAACUUAUACACCAACAGCCAACACAUCCCAUGAAUUUUCAACAGAUCGUCAAAGUGGUAGUGCCUCUACCAAUCCUACAAAUAAUUAUUCAAUAAAUCAAACAUCAUCUCAGAAUACUGUUGUAUCAAAUUAUUCAACAGAUGGAGCACAUUCAAAUCAAGUAAGUCAAAUGAAGAGUUCAGAGGAUCCUUAUUGGCAAAGAAAUUAUUCUCAAUCAUUUCAAUCUGAUCAAUGUAAUGAUCCGUAUUAUCGGGAUGUAAAUCCUAAUGUGAAUCGAUAUCAAAGUAAUUACUUUCCAUCACAAAAUUAUCAAAAUCAGUCUUAUGAUUAUAGUAAUAAUCAUAAUUCGGAUAUUAAUACGCGCUCAGAGGAUUCGAAGUCCCAGCAAACCACUACUCACAUUCAAAGCUCAGGAUCUUCAGAGAAGAACAAAAAUAAUAAGGAAAUGACAUCAAGUGUUGGUGUGCAAAGUCAACCAAUUCAUCAAAAUAGUUCAAGUUCUACAAGUUCAGGUUAUGGUUCUGAAUCAAAUUGCCAGACUUCAGUAUCUAGAUCUGUACAAAAUCUUAAUUCAUUGCAUAGUCCCCGUCUAAAUCAAAAUGAUUUAGUGAAAGAAGAUGAAAAAGAAAAAGAAGACUUAUUAGAUAAAGAUAAAGAAGAAAAGUCAGAUGAUGAAAUUCUUACAAAAGAUGAAGAAAAGGAUAGUAAAAGUUCUCCAGGAGGAAAAGAAGACCCUGGUAUUCCAUAUGAUUGGGCAACAGAAUUAAUGAAGGGCUAUGUACCAGGAUUAAUGGAUGCUUCUGCAAAAAUGACAAUUUUCUUUUGUAUUUUGGAAGAAGCAAUUAAACUUGGUGAUCGCGUUUUAGCAUUUUCUCAAUCAUUAUUUACAUUGAAUCUCAUUGAAGAUUUUUUAGCUAGAAAUAGUUUGAAGUAUCCUGAUGGGCAAACGGAUGCUUGGAUUAAAAAUGUAAAUUAUUAUCGUCUCGAUGGCAGUACUAGCGCCUUAGAAAGAGAAAAACUUAUUAAUGAAUUUAAUAAUAAUCCAAAAAUUCAUCUUUUUCUUGUUUCAACGCGUGCUGGUUCUCUUGGUAUUAAUCUUGUUGGCGCUAACCGUGCCAUUGUAUUCGAUGCUUCUUGGAAUCCUUGUCAUGAUACACAGGCUGUUUGUAGAGUGUAUAGAUAUGGACAACAGAAACCUUGUUUUGUUUACCGUUUAGUCACUGACAAUUGUUUAGAAAGAAAAAUAUAUGACAGACAAAUUAGUAAGCAAGGAAUGGCAGAUCGUGUGGUUGAUCAAUGCAAUCCAGAUGCUCAUCUUUCAUUAAAAGAAGCAACUACAUUGUCUUGGGAUUGGGAAGAAGAUAGUCAAGUACAAGAUUUUUCUCAAACGAAAGAUAGUUAUUCUGAUGAAGUGAUGCAUCGUGUAUUAGAACGUCAUUCUUCUUUAUUAACGAAACAGCCUUUCCACCAUGAAAGUCUUUUAGUUGAUAGAAAAGAUAAGAAACUUAGUCAAGCAGAAAAGCGACUAGCUCGUCGUGGUUACGAACUUGAAAAAAUGGCAGCCAACUGUUCCAGGCCCAGUUAUAAUUAUGUUCCUGGAAAUACUGCAACACGGGCAGGUGGAUUACAAAUUCGAGCAAUUCGAGGUGGUGAUAGUAGUACUACUUCUAAACCAGUUGCCUCAGUUAGACCAAUGCAGCAACGUGGUGCUGAAGGUAUAGGUUCGCGUAGUGUAACAGGAAGUCGAUGGAUACCAGCGGAAGUAUGGCAAAGGCAGGGAAUGAGUGCACAAGAAAUGACAUUACCUUUAGACGUUGUUAUUCCCACCAAUUCACCCGAUAAAGGAAGUAUUGUAUUGAAAGCUGGUCAACGAGUAAUGGUAUUAAAAAGUCCUAAAGGCAUUUAUAUGCAAUUAGAAUCUGGUAAAAUUAUUGCUAUUCGGACGGCUCUUAAACUAAAUCAACAAAAGCGAGAAGAAGAACCUAAGAAAGGUGUAUCGUCAAUGGCACAAAGGAAUUCAAAACCAGAAGUCGGAUUUCCAUUGAGAAAUAAUUCAGCUAUUUCUAUCAUACCGAAAUCUUCUUCAAGUAAUCAAGCAAGUGGUCGUUCGAUUAAUAAACCGGGAAACGGGCCUAAUUAUAGGCCAUUUGCUGACAAGGAAACUUUAAAGAGACCAAAACCUGUCGUUACUGCAACUGCCAAACCUUAUUUGAGUCAAGUUAAUUUAACCAAUCAAGUUUCUCUAUCAAGGUUACCAAAAAUAAAGCAGGAACCGGUAGAUCAUUCCACACUAGGUGAAAAUUCAAACUCCUCAGAUGGACAAGUUAGAACUGAACAAAGAGUGGAAGAAGUCAGAUUAGAGGAUGUGGUUGCGGAAGUAAGUUCGAAUACAGAUUACAAUCCUAAUCAUAAUCGUGUAACCAGUUCAGAUACCGAUAUUGCUUUACACAAGUCAUCUGAAGAAAAUAGUCAAGUAUAUACUUCAGAUUCUGUAACUGCACAAAGUGUUCAAACACAGCACGAUCAAACUGAAACGGAAUUGACAUCAAAAAUUGAUAAACAGUGUUCUCCUACAAUUGAAAAGGAGAUCAUAAAAACAACAGAUACAUUAACAAAUUACGGGCAUGCUUUCCAAACUCAACAGGAAAAAAGAGAUGCGUCCAAUGAUGAAAUUAUAAUUGAAGAUCCAUCGCCGAUACCACCUCAAAUACAGUCGCAAGUACCAUCACAAAUGCAAUCUCAAAUGCCAUUACAAGUAUCUCCGCAAGUACAGUCACAAGUACUACCUCAGAUACCACCACAGUUACCAACACAAAUACCACCCCAAGUACCUUCCCAGUUAUCGCAAGGACCAUCACAAAUACCUCAAGCAUCACCGCAAGUUGCACCACAAGUUGCGGCGCAAGUUGCAACACAACCAACAUCAUCUGGCUCAUUACCACCUUUGUUAACGCAACAAUCAACUUCAUCGACUAUGCAAGUACCAUCAGCGACGCCUACAUUACGAGCUACGGAAGUUCCUAAAGGUAUAACAGAUUCAACUAUUGGUUCUUCUGCUACAUCCAUACGUACUGGAACAAAUACUAUAACAUCUCCAAAAACAGCGGAACCAAGUAUGCGUGAAACUUGUAUACAAAGUGAACCCCUUAAUGUUCCACAAGGUUAUCCUUAUGCUCAGUAUCCACGAUAUUACGAUUAUAAUGAUCCUCGAUCACGAUCGUUGUCCACUCCUUAUGGUACAUAUUUUCCUGGUGUUCCACCUCAUGCAGCAAAUCCUAGAUUACCAAUGGAUACCUCUAAGAGUCAACCAGAUGUAGGAAAACCUAUAGAAGAGAGGGCAAUGAUGAAUGUGCCUCCUGCAUAUUCACAAGUAUCUAAUACUACUGCCAAAACAUCAGCAAACACUAUAGAAACGAAAGGUGCAGAAGCGAUGGUAACUACAACGGUGGCUACUACUCCUACUAGAGAUGAAACGCACAUACCCACUGCGUUUAGUCAUCCUACGAGUAGUCGUUAUCCUGGACCUUAUCCACCGGGACCGUAUGAUCCAUAUUCACAGCAUUAUCCUCCAGCGCCCGGUUCAUCAGCAACUUAUCCACCAGGUGUAGCUGCUCCUGGAUAUCCAGCAUACGGUGGCCCGAGUUACAACACGGAAUAUGCUCGUAUGUAUACAGCGUUUCAUGGUCCUCCUCCACCAGCAGAUCCUUAUAUACACAGAGGUUAUGCACCCCCUUCUUCACAUCCACCUAAUUAUUAUCCUCCAUUUCCUCAUCCACCACCACCUUAUCCGAAUUAUUCAUUUUUGUCACCAUAUCCAAAUCCCAAUAUGCCCAGCGAGCCACAGCCACCUGCUCAGUAGGACACUUAAGUGGUAUUAUGAUAAAUGAUUAGUUUAAUAAUUUCAUAAAAUGUCGCAUAUUGCGAAAGUUCAAAGGCUGUCGCGAUUCAGAAGCUUAAUAGACUGAAGCUGUAAAACGCAUUGAUGUAAAUAUUUAGUCACAAGUAUUGUAUUAAGAUAAUAAAUUUAUGCAGCUACUUUUUUAAAAGUGCUGUGUUUAUGUCGAGGGAGAUGAGAUAAUCUCAAUUAACUUUGAACUGUGCAAUUUGUUGAAAUGUUCAAAAUAUUUAGCCUUGACUGUCAUGCCGUUUUACGAUGCGUCUAUUCGACUAAGUAAUAUCUGGUUAUGAGUACAAAUAAUUUCUCAAUUUGAUAUUCCAUAGUCUCAAGAAAGUGUCUGUGUUUUUUUUAGCAUAUUGACAUAUAUCAUUAUUAUGAUUUUAUGAAUUUAUUGAGAAUUUAUUAAGAAAUAAGGAAAUAUUUUCAACAUUGGGAGCAUCCUUGUUAUCUAUUUUUUAUUUCCUAUUUUUUAUUUUGAAUAAAAUGCUAGGAAUAUUGAAUGAGAAAUAAUUUUGUACAUUCUAAACGAGUAAUAUGAAGAAGAAAGGAAUGCUGUACACUAUCAUUUAGCUUUGUGCAUAAAUGCUACGUUAAUCACACUUUUCUAUUCUGCACUGAAAAAUGCAAGGAAUUCAUUUUGAUUAAAUGCAAUACUCAGAAAAGUAUAAAUUGUAAGAGUAAACUCAUAUUCAUAAAACUUAUAUGCCAGCAUUCCAUCUUCCAUUUUAUAUGUUUUAGUUCUUCGUUUUAGUUAAUUUGUGGAGAGUGAUGGAUAUUUACAUAUUAUUUAUAAAAUGAUAUUAUUUAAGAACCUAUUUAAAAGCUUAUUAAUAUUUUUUUGAUAGUAAUAUAUUUAUAUGUAUAAUCUUAGAAUUUAAUACUUUUAAUAUUUCGACGAAAUUAUUAUAUACAUCAUACAUAAUAAUGAUAUUUUUUACUAUAUAUUAUUACAUUAUUCAUCACUUCUCCUUAAAAAUAUAUUAUAGGCUGCGCAUCGUUAUUUCGGUUUCCGUCAUUUCAAUAAUUAAUCUCUAAACGAUAAAAUUAGGCUUCAUUUAUACCACAUGCUCUGAAUCUAUGUAUCACCUCUGACUUUUUACAUACAUUAUACGUACAGUAUUCACUUGGAACAUUUAGCAGCCAGUAUACAGUUUACAGCGUCCUUAGCAAGUUGUAUAUGACUAUGUAUUACUAUUAAACGUUACAAUUUCUGAAAUAGAUAAUCUCAUAGUAGAAUGUAGGAUUGUUGUUAACUAGAAUGUCUUACAGUUCAUGACUGUUUUGGAAUAUGAAUAAAAGAAGAAUAGGGAGAGCCAUGAUUCUCAGAAGCGGCUUCUCAAGCUCGGAACUGUGAUAUUUUGUCAUAUUCUCGUGUAACAUUUUUGCUUGUAUAUUUUUAUUUGAAAUCAAAGUUCAACUUUGACUCUUGCAUAAAAUUGGUAGAAACGAAUAAUGAUCGCGGAUGUCGGAAUACUGAAUUAAAAUUGUGCAUUUAUGUUAACGUAAGUUAAUUCGGAGUAUAAACACGAGAUUUUUAAUCAAUUUUCCAAAGGGGAUAUAAAGCCGUAUGCAUGUUUAUCAUGGUGCUCCCUCUAAAUACUAUAGGUGAAUUAUUAUAGAAAAUAAACAUUCAUGCUGAAUACUAUUAGUAUGUAUUUCUCAUUGAAUCUGUCACCUGAUUGCUACGCGAGAAAUACAUUGGGAUAUUACAUGUUAGUACGUACGUGUUGUGGUUGUACGUUUUCUAGGUUUUAAGUGUACAGGAUUGACAUGACGCGAAUAUUAACGUGAGAUGUAUUUUUGCAAACAAGCGACAGAAUCUAUUGCAAAUACAUACGAGAUUAUAUUUACGAAAGAUGAAACAAUUAUUUUGUCUCUGUUAUAGCUUCUUUGCCAUUUACAUACUUGUAAAUACCCAUUAUUUACAUUUCAUACUUUAUUUAUUACUAUACAUUAUCCAUUAUUAUCGCUUUUUUGAUGUCAGAGUAUUGCUCUUAUGUAAAAUAAAUUGUUUACACUGA
Molecule: messenger RNA, 11923 nt
Organism: Bombus pyrosoma
Lineage: Eukaryota; Metazoa; Arthropoda; Insecta; Hymenoptera; Apidae
Exons: 7
Coding region: 891-9863 (2990 amino acids)
Cellular component (GO): nucleus
Molecular function (GO): ATP binding; ATP-dependent chromatin remodeler activity; ATP hydrolysis activity
Source: RefSeq, a predicted model, not a curated record